UUUUGUUUUUCUCUCUGCAAAAGGUCUGCAAAUGCACCAUAAACGCAACUAGAGAGAGAAAGACAAACACAGAACUUGGUAAAGCUCGAACAAGCUUCCACCAUUUGCGUUUCCGAAUCUUUAUUGUUAUUUCAGGAAAUUUUCAAGGAUUGUUAAAUUUUUUGCUUUGCAAAGUCUGAGGAUUCAUUGAAAAUUGAAGGGGUUAUAGGCCCCAAACAGCACAGCGAGUGAAUUUAUUGAACACAAUGAUGAUGGAUGAUGAUAUGGAGAAUGGUGGCUUGGGACCAUUCCAAGAUCAGCCAAGAACGUUUCCUAACAUGCGGAGUAAACCUUAUGUUCCUUUGGUUUUUCGAGUCCUUAUGGGAAUAAAUGUCCGUGUUCUUUUUGUCCUCUGUCUAUUGGGAUUAGCGGUGAUCUUUUACAUCGGAGCAAGUACCUCUCGCAUUAUUGUGUUUGUCUUCUCAAUUUGCAUAAUCACCUUCGUCUUUUCAGUGUAUCUUAGUAAGUGGGUACUUGCAAAGGAUGAGGGACCUCCUGAGAUGGCUCAGAUAUCAGAUGCAAUACGAGAUGGUGCUGAAGGUUUCUUCAGGACCCAGUAUGGGACUAUCUCUAAAAUGGCAUGUUUGCUUGCUCUGGUGAUCUUUAGCAUUUAUUUGUUUCGGAGUACAACCCCUCAGCAAGAAUCUUCUGGCAUUGGAAGGGCAACGUCUGCAUAUAUUACUGUUGCUGCAUUCCUUCUGGGGGCAUUGUGUUCAGGUGUUGCAGGGUAUGUUGGGAUGUGGGUGUCAGUACGUGCAAAUGUUCGUGUUUCCAGUGCUGCAAGACGGUCUGCAAGAGAGGCAUUGCAGGUUGCAGUUCGUGCUGGCGGUUUCUCUGCCAUUGUGGUUGUUGGUAUGGCUGUAAUUGGUAUAGCCAUUCUUUAUUCCACAUUUUAUGUUUGGUUGGGGGUGGAUUCGCCAGGUUCAAUGAAGGUUACUGAUUUGCCUCUUCUUCUUGUGGGAUAUGGUUUUGGAGCAUCAUUUGUUGCUCUCUUCGCUCAGUUGGGUGGCGGAAUAUACACAAAAGCAGCUGAUGUUGGGGCAGACCUUGUUGGAAAAGUGGAGCAGGGAAUACCAGAAGAUGAUCCUCAAAAUCCUGCUGUCAUUGCGGAUUUGUUGCAGGUAUAUCACAAUGAAUUCUUCAAUUCUUGCUGCAAUUUUUCUACUUUCUCUCCUGAGUUUCGCUGUUGAAAGUCGAAAACUCGACCACAAAGAUAAUGAAUCUAGCACCGAUGGCACCCGAUGGGCGGUUCUGAUCGCUGGAUCAAAUGGUUACGAAAGCUAUAGACAUCAGGCUGAUGUUUGCCAUGCAUAUCAAAUUCUGAAGAGUGGAGGAUUAAAGGAUGAAAAUAUAAUAGUUUUUAUGUAUGAUGAUAUUGCUUUUGCCAAAGAGAAUCCAACCCCUGGAAUUAUAAUCAAUAAACCAAAUGGCACU
This is a messenger RNA of Mangifera indica (mango), 1473 nucleotides long. Its product is annotated as pyrophosphate-energized membrane proton pump 2-like. Gene Ontology annotation, molecular function: diphosphate hydrolysis-driven proton transmembrane transporter activity; inorganic diphosphate phosphatase activity. Bases 246 to 1229 code for a protein of 327 amino acids. Gene Ontology annotation, cellular component: membrane. Gene Ontology annotation, biological process: proton transmembrane transport. The record is from RefSeq and is a predicted model, not a curated record. Lineage: Eukaryota; Viridiplantae; Streptophyta; Magnoliopsida; Sapindales; Anacardiaceae. The transcript has 9 exons.